This is a messenger RNA of Ipomoea triloba (trilobed morning glory), 495 nucleotides long. Its product is annotated as late embryogenis abundant protein 2-like. The record is from RefSeq and is a predicted model, not a curated record. Lineage: Eukaryota; Viridiplantae; Streptophyta; Magnoliopsida; Solanales; Convolvulaceae. Bases 100 to 360 code for a protein of 86 amino acids. The transcript has 2 exons.
AUAUACACCUCUUCCGUCUCAGAAUUGAACACUCAACGAUUCGAUCAUCACAAUCUCCCAACCACAUUUGUCUGUAUCAAAAAGCAUCAUCUAUCAAUCAUGUCUUCUAAGGUUGUCGCCGGCCUGUUCAGGAGAGGGUACACGGUGGCGGCGGAGAGAGUGAAGGCGCAGGCGGUGAAGAGAGCGGCCGUGGAGUCUCCGGCGGCCGGAGAAAAAGCAGCGGCGGAGAAAGAGGCGGCGGUGUUCUGGAUGAGAGAUCCGAAGAGCGGAAAUUGGGUACCAGAAACACAUUUUGACGAUGUCGAUCCUGCUGAUCUUAGGAAGCAGCUUCUUCGCAGCAACUGCAAAAAGGUCUUUUGAACUUUUUAACGAUCCUUGUAAACUGCUAAAGUUCUGUUAUGUUGAUAUAUAUGGUUUCAAUAAAUUAAUAUGAAUGCAAAAGGCAGUUUGCUUUUUAUAACAAUAUAUAUAUAUAUAGUGGUGUAUUUUUUGUGA